Messenger RNA from Brettanomyces bruxellensis, 1047 nucleotides. RefSeq lists its product as uncharacterized. The record is from RefSeq and is a predicted model, not a curated record. The transcript has a single exon. Lineage: Eukaryota; Fungi; Ascomycota; Pichiomycetes; Pichiales; Pichiaceae. The coding region runs from base 1 to 1047 and encodes 348 amino acids.
AUGGGAUUGUUUCAAGAGCUCCUUGAGCAGAAAUCACACGAUAUAAGCAAGAAGCUUAUAAGCAGAAAGAAAACAAUUCUUCUAUUAAGUAGAUCAAAUGCUUACCUCACUACAAUAAUCAGGGAAAUUGAUUCAAUCUUUAAGCAUGAACGUGAUUCUGUGAGCAAUGAUAAUCUAGGGCUGAAUGAUAAGGUUUAUACUGACGACAGCAAUAAUAAUAGUAGUGAUAAAGUGAAACUACAAGUUUAUCGUGGAACGGUUGGCUUUUUUACAUUUGAAUGUGCAGUGAUGAGAUUGGAUGUUUACACGGUAUCAUCAAUAUUUAAAGGUGAGAUAUGCAAUACUCUUCUUCAGGGGGUGAAGGAAAGCAUUAGUGUGUAUUUUGUCAUCGAUGGUUACCAAAUUCAUAAAGAACUAGAAUCGAAUAUAGCGGGAGGCUGUAAAAUAAACAAUUCUGUUUCAGAUUUACUAAAAGCCUGGCAUAAUGAUCUGGAUCAAGUGAUGAAAAUCAAGCAGGUGGGCGGUUUUGGAUUUCUUGUGGGUGGAUACGAUUGCAUAGAGUACAAUUUUAAGACUAUGAAAGUCAUAGACUUGGUACAACAAAUUGUUCGAAUGAUCACUAUUGAAGAAAACAAGUGUCUAGAAAAUUCAGACGGUGCCGUAGCCUAUUUACGAAAUUCUGGUGCUGAUGCAGAUCGGAUUGCCGAGUUAUUAGGAAUUGACGGAACAGAAGUCAACAAAAAGAUUGAAAUAAAAGAUUAUAGCUCGAUGUUUGUCCCUUUACGAUGUGAUGAUAAGGAAAGCAUACAGCUUGUUGAUGACUCAUUCGACUAUGCAUACUGGGCUAAUCAAUGGAGUAAUAUCCAAAAAUCAGAUCACCCCGAUAAGAAAUCCGAUGAUUCUUUAGAAGCCAAUAAAUCAGAUACGUCAGACGAUGUUUCUCAGAUGAUCUUUAAGCAUCAUCAGUCAUUUUUAAAAAAAGAGCUCAACCGCAUGAAAACUUCAAGGAAUGGAGCUCGGGUAAAUAAAGUCGGUCCAAGUAGAUAA